AUGAUCCGUGGGCUUGAAGGGUUCUUGCAAGAAGCGCAGCUGCUCCAAGAGGAGUCUUUGAGCGCUCUGAAGAAUACGCGCCUAGGCAUCGACCUCUCGUACUAUCUUCGGCAUAUCCUUGCGUCGAAAGAGAGGGCAGAGCCCUUGGUGACCGCGAUUGGGGGCCCGCCCCUGGCGCUGGUCUCGCACAUUGAGGAGGAUCUGCGUGUGCUGGAGCAGCACCGCAUCAAGCCUGUCUAUGAGGACCGCCGUCCGGGACUGCGCAACCGCGCGUGGGAAGCGUACGAGGCUGGCAACGUGACGCUGGCGAACCAGAACUUUGCUGCCAGCAAUAGUGUGCACUUCCCUGAUCUGUACCGCAGCGUGCUGCGCAUGAUCCGGCACCGCCAGAUCGACUAUGUGGUGGCACCGUACCAGGCGACGGGCCAGUUGGUGCUCAUGGAGCGUCAUGCCAAGCAGUACGUGCAUGCUAUCUAUGGUCCCAUGGAGCUGUUCGCCUUUGACGGCAUCGACAAUGUGAUUCUUCACUUGAAUUUGCGCCAGGGCAAGUUCCAGUUCGCGUCGAAGCGGGCCAUGCUGCGGGAGCUGCAGUGUGGGGAAGCGGAGUUUCUCGACACGGUCCUGCUGGCCGGCAUGGAAUAUUGCUCGACCUUCCCUGCACUGCAGGAUGAGUCGACGGGCCUGAUGCAUACGCCUGGGGCGCCAGGCAUCCGCGCCCUCUCGAUGCUCGUCAAGCAGAGCCGUGGUGGGUUUAUGCUGUGCAGCCAGUUUGCCGAGCACCCGAUGGUGGCGAAGACGGCGUACCUGGAUCAGUUCUGUCACGCGCGUGCGAUGAUCAAGUUCAGCCUGGUGCUCAGCCCGGACGGCGGCGUCGUGGUGCCGCUGCCGCUGGCGCUGCAUGAGAAAGGGCCCAAACCAGAGAUCCCCAGCGACCUGCACGAGAUUUUCUCGUUCCGUCUCCCCGACCAGGUGUUGCUGUACCUGUCGCGGGGUCUGAUCAGCUCGAGUGUGCUGGGCAGCCUGCUGAGUGGCUACGUGAUUGAGUCGGCGCCCCUCGACAAUGGCGACACAGAAGAGUACCGCCAGUUUGUGCGCGAGUACCUCACCGAGGGAGCCACGAGCCCCCGGUGCGUCGCGAUUGCGCGGGCGUGUGGUGCGCUGCAUCCUUUCUGGCGGCAGCGCAAGGUCUCGGCGGUGUACUGGUUCCAGCCGCAGGUGGAUGCGCCGGUGCCCCACGAUGCGCCUGCGACGCAGCAGCUGCUUGCGCAGAACGACCAGUGGCAUGUGCCCGCUGCCUUGCUGGACGAGGAGCUGCGCCGCCAAAACUCGUCGACGAUCGACCUCCCGCUGUGCCUGAAUACGACCGCGGACCCCGUGCGCGCGCAGCGCACGUUUGCCGCGAAGGACACGCCGGUGUGCCUGGAGCGCAAAGACGAAAUGGUCGCCAACACAUUCUGGCGCAUGCUCGAGCUGCGCGGCUUCUUGUCGCCGCAGCACACACACACAGCGUACGGGCGUGCGCUGCAUGUGGCCACGCAGCAGCUCCGAGUCAACGACCGCCUGCAGGAGCCGCUGUACCUCGCGCUCGAGCUGAUCCGCGCAGGUGUGCUGCACGGGGAGCCCUACAGUGGAAAGAGCCACAGCGGCGGCCCGUCGUUCGGCACCGACGAGGAGAUGCAGCAUGUCCUCCUCGCGAUGCGGGCGAUGAGCCUGAUCCCCAUGGCCUACAAGCCACAGGCGUGGGAGGCGCCGCUCUCGCGCGAGCUCCUCGUGUUCAACUCGUUCGCCAAGAGCCUCUCGCGCUCGCUGCGCUCGCUUGCCGAAAUGGUCACGCUGUCGCUGCUGCUCUCCUCGGAAAUGCGCCAGCAGCGCGACGACUAUUUGGACAUUAGCCUGAGCCUGCCGUUCCAGGCAGAUACCAACACCGGCAUGGGCAUCGUAUUCAAGUGCUACUUGGAUGCGCUGUACACGCUGCACGGCGGCCCCGUGCAGCCCGGCGACGAGGCGUCCGCCGACGUCGCCGAGGCCAAGUCGACGGUCGUCGACAUGCUCGUUGAGACGUUUGAGAACGUGCGUGAUGUCGGCCACGAGCUGCGCCGCGCCGGCCGCUUCUGGGCCGCGCUGACCGCGGGUGUAGAUGUGCUCGCGAACGAAAAGGCCAUCGACGCGAACGUCGUCGAGCAGUUCCACCGCGCGGACGCACAGCUCCAGCCGAUGUGGCUUAUGUAG
Messenger RNA from Malassezia sympodialis ATCC 42132, 2229 nucleotides. RefSeq lists its product as uncharacterized. Gene Ontology annotation, molecular function: mRNA 3'-UTR binding; nuclease activity. The record is from RefSeq and is a predicted model, not a curated record. The transcript is spliced from 2 exons. Lineage: Eukaryota; Fungi; Basidiomycota; Malasseziomycetes; Malasseziales; Malasseziaceae. Bases 1 to 2229 code for a protein of 742 amino acids.